This is a messenger RNA of Drosophila elegans, 1192 nucleotides long. It is a transcript of the gene E(spl)mdelta-HLH, whose product is annotated as enhancer of split mdelta protein. The record is from RefSeq and is a predicted model, not a curated record. NCBI's taxonomy places the organism in Eukaryota, Metazoa, Arthropoda, Insecta, Diptera, Drosophilidae. The coding region runs from base 293 to 814 and encodes 173 amino acids. Gene Ontology annotation, biological process: anterior/posterior pattern specification; regulation of transcription by RNA polymerase II; regulation of neurogenesis. The transcript has a single exon. Gene Ontology annotation, molecular function: protein dimerization activity; DNA-binding transcription factor activity, RNA polymerase II-specific; RNA polymerase II cis-regulatory region sequence-specific DNA binding. Gene Ontology annotation, cellular component: nucleus.
ACACGUGCAGCGCCGAGGGAAUCUUGCCACAAGCAGAGAGUGACCCGAUUGAUGCUUCGUGGUGAUCGUCGGCGUGGAGGAGCGUUGUGAUGGCAGUGCGUGGUGGCAGUUAGGGGAGGAUUUCGAUUUCGCAAGUGUACGGCACCGGCAGCUACGAAGCUACAAAAAGGAUCAGCUUACCUUGCGGCAAGAUCAUUUCUCAAGUGACUACCGUGCAGUGCGGAGCGGCAGCAGCAACAUCGCAACCUUAUUUACAAACAGCUCCAACGCCAAAACAACCUCAUUAUACACAAUGGCCGUGCAGGGUCAGAGAUUUAUGACCAAGACCCAGCAUUAUCGCAAGGUGACCAAACCCCUUCUGGAGCGGAAGAGACGCGCCCGGAUGAACCUCUAUCUGGACGAACUGAAGGAUCUUAUUGUGGACACGAUGGAUGCGCAGGGCGAGCAGGUCAGCAAGCUGGAGAAGGCGGACAUCCUGGAGCUCACCGUCAACUAUCUGAAGGCACAGCAGCAGCAGCGGGUGACCAAUCCGCAAUCCCCGCCAGCCACCCAGGUCAACUUGGACAAAUUCCGGGCCGGAUACACCCAGGCUGCCUACGAGGUCUCGCACAUAUUCUCCACCGUUCCCGGCUUGGAUCUCCAGUUUGGCACCCACCUGAUGAAGCAGUUGGGCCACCAGCUUAAGGACAUGAAGCAGGAAGAGGAUUGCUCCGAAAUUGCAGAAGAGCCAGUUAAUCUAUCCGAUCAAAAACGCUCUAAAUCCCCUCAAGAGGAGGGCAUGCCCAAUGGCGAGGAUGUCUGGCGUCCCUGGUGAAGAGCAUCCCAAAUAUACGCAAUUAAUUCACAUUGAUAGCUUUACCACUCUGUUUCGAGUACGAAACAAUCCAAGUUUUCCAAGGUCUAGUGUAAACAUUUGCCUCAGAAUCGUAUUUAGUUGGUAGUUGAUUUGACAAGAUGAUGUGAUGUUCCUGUGAUAGUUUUUAAGUUCGUAUUUGGUAUUUGAUCUCCCAUAGAUUUAAUGAUUCAUGUAUUUAAUUGAUUAUAAUUUAUUUUAUCGCCCUAACAAAGAGCUUUCCACUGAGCUUCCACAUAGUUUGAAUAAGGAAACAUUUUUUUGUAUGCUUUAAAUUCGCAUUUUCGGGUUACAACAUUUAAUCUAAGCCAUGAACACUUGAAUAAUAAACUGAAUAUA